UAAGCAAGGCCGGAAGCCGUAUUGGGCUAUGCUAUGUUUGAAAUUGUUUAUCACAGUUUAGAGAGAAAGAACGAGAAAGAGAGAGAGAAUGUCGUCGACGUUGCUGGAAGUGACUCGGGCAGCACACGAGGAGGUGGAGCGGCUGGAGAGGGUGAUAGUGAAAGACCUUCAGAAUGAACCUACUUCCAACAAGGACCGUUUGUUUCAGAGCCACCGCGUUCGUAAUAUGAUCGAUACCAUCACUUCCACCACUGAAAGACUCAUUGAGAUUUACGACGACAAUGACAAUGCAAGAAAGGAUGAAAUUGCUGCACUCGGAGGCCAAACCGCUACUGGAAUCAAUGUUUUUAGUGCCUUCUACGAUAGACUCAAAGAGAUACGUGAGUAUCAUCGGAAGCAUCCAGUUGCACGUGUUGUUGAUGCUAAUGAUGAUUUUGAAGCUCUUCUUAAAGAGGAACCUCAAAUUGAGUUCAGUGGAGAGGAAGCUUUUGGUCGAUACUUAGACAUGCAUGAAUUAUACCAUCAGUAUGUCAAUUCUAAAUUUGGUGAGCCAAUUGAGUAUUCGGCAUACCUUGAUGUUUUUUCGGAAACAGAUAAGGUUCCACGAAAAAUGAAAACGACGAGGCAGUACAGGGAGUACUUGGGGAAUCUGUUAGAGUAUCUGAUAUAUUUUUUCCAGCGGACAGAACCCCUGCAAGAUCUCGAUCGAAUCUUUUCAAAGGUAACAGCCGAGUUUGAAGAAAAUUGGGCUAGUGGAAUGGUUCAAGGGUGGGAGAAUGACAAUCAGGAAAAUGGACAUGUAGCUAGUCAGCACACUGCAAUUGAUCUUGAUUAUUACAGUACAGUUGAAGAGCUUAUGGAAGUGGGUCCUGAAAGGUUAAAGGAGGCACUGGCUGCAUUGGGACUUAAGAGUGGUGGCACUGUUCAGCAACGUGCAGAGAGGCUCUUCCUCACAAAGCAUACACCUCUUGAAAAGUUGGACAAGAAGCAUUUUGCCAAGGGGGCACAUGGUUUAGAAAAAAAUGGGGUUGCUGCUGCUUCACAAGAAGGAAAUUUAAAAGAAAUUGCAUUAAUGGAGGCCAAAAUGAAUAAACUGUGUGAUUUGUUAGACGAGACAAUUGCUCGAACAAAAGACAAUGUUAUAAAGAAGCAAGCCUUAACUUAUGAGGAAAUUGAAGCAGAACGUGAGGAGGAAGAGACACAAGAGGAUUCUGAAAGCGAAGAUGAUGAGCAGCAGAUUUAUAAUCCCUUAAAAUUACCAAUGGGAUGGGAUGGGAAGCCUAUACCUUAUUGGCUGUAUAAGCUACAUGGUCUUGGUCAGGAAUUUAAGUGUGAGAUUUGUGGGAACUACAGUUAUUGGGGGCGUCGUGCUUUUGAACGACAUUUUAAAGAAUGGCGUCAUCAACAUGGGAUGCGGUGUCUUGGUAUUCCAAAUACAAAGAACUUCAAUGAAAUCACAUCAAUUGAGGAAGCAAAGGAGCUCUGGAAGAAGAUACAGCAGAGACAAGGAGUGAACAAGUGGCGCCCAGAUCUCGAGGAAGAGUAUGAAGACAAAGAAGGCAACAUCUAUAAUAAGAAGACAUACACUGAUUUACAACGCCAGGGACUGAUAUGAAAACAAAGCAACUUCGAAGAAUCUUCUUUCCAAUUCUUCUUAGUAAAAGGAGAGAAAAAAACAUGUUUUUACCUCAUUUAUGAAGUAGAAGCAAUUUGUUUUCGGUAGGGUUAAUAGGGGAACGGUUGCAUCUUAACAAAAUAUUUAGCACUACCAAGGAGGAGAGUGGGGAUAGACAAGGAGCCAUAUUUUGUGAAACACAGAUUCUCAUCGCUGUCGCAUUGUACCGAUUAUUAUAGGUUUCUGAGUGAUACUACCCAACUGAUGUCUUUCUUUAAUUGGAGUUUAAUGGAAUUUACUUUUUGCUA
Molecule: messenger RNA, 1923 nt
Organism: Cicer arietinum (chickpea)
Lineage: Eukaryota; Viridiplantae; Streptophyta; Magnoliopsida; Fabales; Fabaceae
Product: splicing factor SF3a60 homolog
Biological process (GO): mRNA splicing, via spliceosome
Cellular component (GO): nucleus; spliceosomal complex
Molecular function (GO): RNA binding; zinc ion binding
Source: RefSeq, a predicted model, not a curated record